CCUGCACUAAAAAUUUCAGUAUUGAACAUGCAUGUGAUUUCCACUUUUCUACACCACUGACCUUCAUCAAAGCUUCAACAUGAUACAAAAAAGAUCAUGUGUUGGAUAAAAUUACAGAAAAUAUAUUUUUUCUUUCAAACCAACAUAAGGGCAGUAUCUAUUUUUUUGCCAUAAAGAAAUACCCGUGCAGGUGUCAAAUGCCGAGACGUCUCAACGUAUUAUGUUAUGAUUACUUUCGCAAACCAGCAAAACCAGACUAUUGGCCUUCUAGUCUGGUUCUCUAAUGUGAUGUGUUAAUGCCAUCAGAACAUCGCUAUACAAGCUUAGGCAUGAGACUCAAUUUGUCAACAUGAAAAUUCAGGAUAAUGAACUUGCUUGAAGAAAUCAGUUUUGGAAAGUCCUACGCUGAUUUCAUUCCAACGAAAAAAUCAACGAAUAAGUCCUCAAAAAUGUCUGACCGUAGAUCCCCAGUUCCCCCAGCAUGCCCAGUCCCUCAAGUCGCCCCUCAGCAAGCGGAGCCAACCAGAGAGUAUGACAUUAUUGACGAUGAUGCCGUCGCGAGCACGGAACACGGCGUGACUUCCGGGAGUAACGCCCGGUUAGGCCGGAGAGUUCUCGGCCAAGUAGGCCAGUCCUUACACGCUAGCGCCGACAUGAUUUUCCGGAAAGGUGGAUACGCGGGAGAAGAUGAGGACGCGACGCAGGAAACUCAGAGCAACAGAUCAAUUGAAAGAGACAAAUCAGAAUGUGUUACAGCACUGGCAAGACAUCCAGUUAUGCCGGGAGAAAGUGAAAGGGAGGUGCAUGAUCAGCUGAGUUCCCAUGGCAACGAGAUGGAGUUUGGAUCAGCGAUUCAUGAACCAGAGCCAGAUGUCCCUGCUCUUAAUUUACCCCAUGUGAACUGCCCUGAAAAGAUUGUUAUCUGCAUAGAUCUUGCCACAGAAGUCAACAGACUUCCCUUCGUCACUAAAGAUGGGUCUGCACAUCAACCACUGGAGAUGAUCAAAAAAGCUUUGAACUUGUUUGUGGAGACGAAGAGUGCGAUCAACGCUAAACAUGAGUUUGCAUUAGUCCUCCUACAGGAGAGUGCAUUGUGGAUUCAGGACUUCACAUCUGACGUGGAUGAGUUUGUCAAUGUCCUACUGGACUUGACGAAUGACACCACGGAGUGUGAACGCUGUGACUUGUCGUCACUCUUUGAUGUCAUACAUGAGAAGGUUCAGCCUCCCGUAAUUGACGAUAUCGAGUGCCUACCACCACCAUACAUCAUCAGGACACUAUUUGUGUACGGACGCUCAAACUGCAUUCCUGAACUGAACGGCAUCGGAGAAAAUGAUCAGUCACAGAUGAGCCUUUCCUCAUCGCCUUACUUCUUCUUUGACGUCUUCUACGUCCAUGAACCUCCAACUGAAGACAAUUUCUGCAAGGAAAUCUACGACGUGUUUUUGAACCUAGACAUCCAUAACACUUCUUACAUCCACGAGGUGGGACGAGACAGUUCUAUGCUCCGGCACAAAAUGGCCAUGCUGAUUGCCCACCCACUCCAGAGACCCCAACAGACCCAAUGUGAAUACAAAAUCUUCAGAGACGAAUGAAAGCCGCCACGAGACUUUGAAAACUUUGAGGCCUGUUUCCUUAUUGUACAAGACGUUGGUUGGAGAAAAGUUUCUGGUGAUGAUGUUGGAGGAACACUCUAUCGAGCAGUUUGUAUGGUUUUUGUAAAACUCACCACUCACACUGCUUACCCAGUUAAUCAAACAAAGAUAUUUUUCUCAAGUUACCAACUUAGCUACUGAAAAGGCAUUCACCUUAUCUUUGAAAAAAAAAACUCUUUGGAAAGACAGGCUCUGCUAACUAUGACCAUUUAUAUAUUUCAGGUCAUUCUAGUUUAUAAGCAAUUUACAAAAGUCUGUUUAAUCAUUUGGCUAAAGUUCUACCAUACAUGCAGAUAAAGUUCUUCCAAAGAUGUAAAUAUUUGACUACAAGCCCCAGAACAACUCACAUUCCAUCUUCAAGACACCAGAACAUUGUGAGCUUGAGGAUUUCUAUAUAGUAUUCUUAGGUUCCCAAUAUCAACAAUAGGACCUUGACACUACCCCCCCCCCCCCAAUCAGACAGCCCAAGCCCCGCCCCCUCCUUUUAGUAUCUGUCAUAUAUUUUUCAGGCUUUCCAUAUUUCUCUUGCUGUUCUCUCUAUUCGGCUGCAAAUGGAUCUGUUGGGCAAGGCUGAAAAAAAAGAGAAUAGAAAUUCAUGUUAAUAUUCACAAACUGGCUGAGAAAUUACUUUAUGUACUCUCCCUGGAUGCAGAUGUGCUUUAGAAAGCCUGGAAGAUCGGUAGCUUGUUUAUUUUCAGUGUUGAGUUUAAGAGAAAAUUGUACUAUAAAAUUAUUAUUUUAAUUGUGAAUUCAUUUCUUGCAUUUCUACAUGUUUUAUUCAAUGAUGAAAUUCAAUCAAGUUUAUGCUUAAUAAAAAUCACACUUAAUAAUACCUUGUAAGCCAUCAGCAGAACUAAGAUACAAUAAAAUGUACAAACUGCAUAUUUUAACCC
Patiria miniata (bat star) is the source of this 2548-nucleotide messenger RNA. Its product is annotated as BRISC and BRCA1-A complex member 1-like. Lineage: Eukaryota; Metazoa; Echinodermata; Asteroidea; Valvatida; Asterinidae. Bases 366 to 1595 code for a protein of 409 amino acids. Gene Ontology annotation, biological process: mitotic G2 DNA damage checkpoint signaling; double-strand break repair; protein K63-linked deubiquitination. Gene Ontology annotation, cellular component: BRCA1-A complex; nuclear body; BRISC complex. The transcript is spliced from 7 exons. The record is from RefSeq and is a predicted model, not a curated record.